UGUAAAAAUCACAAUUGAGAGCGGACGUGUUUUUUGUUUGCUGCACAACGUGCCAGGAUAUUUGCAACUCGUAUUUUUUAAGUUAGUUUUGUGCACUCGGCAUUACGGGAUCAACAGCAAAGUAAGACACAAGUGUGUUUUUGUGUUGUGUGAAUAUGCAUAGUUUAUUCCCCUUUUUUUUAACAUCAAAACUUUUUUGAAUCAAAAAAAAAAUAAAUAAAUAAAAAAAAAACAAAGUAGGCGACGACGAAUUUGUUACUGAAACAUUUUAAAAUUGCAAAUUUAUAUCAACUUUUUUUUUUUUUUGUUUUUAAUGGUUUUUGCCAGCGAUAAAAUACGUAAUAUAUAUUUUCCAUAAAAAUAAGUCAAAUUGUGUGUGGAGUGCGAGUGUUUUUAGCACAAGCGCGGGAAUUUUUGAAGCGUGUUUUGGUUGUGAACGUUUUUCUUUUUUUUUUGGUUUUGGUUUUUCAUACAAUUUCAAUUUCAAAUAAGUGCGCACAAAACGCACAGCAAAAAAAAUAUCCAAUAAACCAUUUCUGGCGCCUGUUGAUUGAAAUGCAACACGCGCAAAGCAAUAACAAUAACAACAACAACAACAAUAACGAACUACAACUUAACUAGCAAAUAUCAAAAUUUUCAAGAAGCCAUAACAACAACAACAAACAGUGCAAAUACAACAACAAUAAAUACGAAAAGCAAAAGCAAAAAAAUCAACGCAAUAAUUUCAACCAACAAUCAAAGUCAACAACAACUAAAAACGUCAGUCAGCAAAAAAAAGAAAAUUUAAUAUAUAAAAAAACGUCCAGCAAAUUAAUAACAGCAGCAAAGAAAAAACAACAAAGAUAAAGAAUUUGUUUUUGCACUGUCCAGUGAAAUACGAGAGUGCGAGAGAGCAAAGAGAGAGCGGACAAGCUGAAGGAGAAGAAUUAGCAGGAGCAACAAAAUAAAAACAACAACAACAUGUCUGCGACAAUUGUGCAAAAAUCAACGGCAACCGCAAAUAUCGUCGGCAAUUCACAUUAUUUCGAGUGCAGCGACAUUUUCCAAGCGGUUGUCAGUGAUCUGCAGCAGCAGCAGCAACCGGAGCACAUCCUGAUGGACGCCAACAUGGAGCAACAACAACAACAGCAAAGCGACAAGGAUCAACAACAGUUACUGCAGCAACAACAACAACAACACCAGCAGCAGCAACAGCAACAACAUCAUCAUCGCUUGCAUAGCGCUCUCACUCGCACAAUUUCACAGCCAACACAGCGUCAGGUGAAUCAAUUGACUCAACAACAACAACAACAGCAGCAACAGGCGCCAAAUGCAUCCCUGGUUACCAUCAUUGAGGAUCUGAACAGCAUGAAUCUGCAUCGCAAACUGGAGCGCACGCAGUCGGAGCCGCUGCCGCCGCAGCAGCCAAUGAAUACAUCGCGCUACAAGACGGAGCUGUGUCGUCCCUACGAGGAGGCUGGCGAGUGUAAAUACGGUGAAAAGUGUCAAUUUGCGCACGGUUAUCACGAGUUGCGCAACUUGCAGCGUCAUCCCAAGUAUAAAACCGAAUAUUGUCGCACUUUUCACAGUGUUGGCUUUUGUCCCUAUGGGCCACGUUGUCACUUUGUGCACAAUGCGGACGAGGCACGUGCGCAGCAACAACAACAACAACAACAACAACAACAACAACAACAACAACAACAACAGCAGCAACAACAACAACAACAACAGGCAGCUCAGGGCAAAACGUUCCAGAAGCCAACGCAGCUAACAAGCAACAACAACACUGGAAACAACAGCAACAACAAUACAAACAACAACAACAACAACAUUAGUCAAUACUUUUUACCGUUGAGUCCGCCGCUGAGCAUGAGCACCGGUUCUGAUCGGGAAUCCCCCACCGGUUCCCUGUCUCUCUCCCCCACAAAUUCGCUCACAAAUUUCCCAUUCCACGAUGCGGCUGCAUUUAUGAAUAUGCCCAACAGCAACAAUUGCAACAACAAUAGCAACAGCAACAACAACAACAACAAUGGCUGCUCUUCAGCUUCGUCAACAUCUUCGGCUUGUGGCCUGACGCCUGCCACGCCCCCCGAUAGCCCAAAUGCGCCCAUUUCACCGGUGCACACGCCACCGCCAACAGCAACAGCAACAACAGCAGCAGCAACAGCAACAACUGCCGCAACAUCUGGUGUUGCAGCAACAUUGUUUGACAACAACAAUGCUGUGAAACACAUGUUGCAGAAGAGCAUGAGCACACCAAUGCAACAUCAACAUCAACAUCAGCUGCAGCAACAUCUCGUGUUGCAGCAGCAUCAGCAACAGUUGCUGCAACAUGAGGAGGCGCCACGUUUGCCCGUGUUUAAUCGCUUAAGCUCCGCUGUGGAGAUUUAUCACUCCAAUCUGGGACUCUAGAGAAGAAUUCGGAAGAAUUUCUUCAACUCAUUUACCCCUCCCCCACUCCCCACUCCUCCUUCUAUGACAACUAUUGACAAAAUCUCAACAACCAACAACAACAAAUAUAAAUUAUUUCUUAUCAUUCCCUCUCACUCCCACUCUACACUGACUACACACUCUUUCCCCCCCUCCUCCACCACCCCUAUGACAAUCAAUCAAUCAGUCAGUCAAUCAAUCCUGUCGAUUGUCUCUCUCAUUCACUCGUUAAAAGCAACAAGAUCUUUUGGCAAUACACAAAGUGCAUAAAAACUUGCAACAUAACUAUCGAUAUACAUAUAAUAUCGAUAUACAUAUUUAUCGAUAUACAUAUAAAUUUAGAUAUAUUUAUAUACAUACACAUAUUUACACUAAAAAACAAAACUAGCGCUCUUUCUGCCCAAAACGUAAGCUCAAAAAAGCUUGCUCAAUUCUUUUAUAUAUAUAUAUCUAUAUGUAUAUCGAUUAUUGUAUAUACCCAUACACCUAUAUAUAUCUAUAUAUAUAUAUAUAUAUAUAUAGAAAACCCAACUGGACACUUGCUCAAUCAUUUAUAUAUUCAUAUUUAUAUAACCAUGUCUAAUUUUUACACAUUUUGCACAUAUCUAUUGCAUUUAUCGAUUAAUUAUCGAUAUUCAAUUUAAAAGUCUUCCCCUCACCCAAAAACACUCCUCCCACUCUCUUUCCACAAGUGUUUAUGCACUUUGUCGCUUUUGUUUAAUAUAUUUAUAUA
Molecule: messenger RNA, 3142 nt
Organism: Drosophila innubila
Lineage: Eukaryota; Metazoa; Arthropoda; Insecta; Diptera; Drosophilidae
Gene: Tis11
Product: protein TIS11
Exons: 4
Coding region: 961-2391 (476 amino acids)
Molecular function (GO): mRNA binding; metal ion binding
Source: RefSeq, a predicted model, not a curated record